This is a messenger RNA of Aegilops tauschii subsp. strangulata, 1029 nucleotides long. The record is from RefSeq and is a predicted model, not a curated record. NCBI's taxonomy places the organism in Eukaryota, Viridiplantae, Streptophyta, Magnoliopsida, Poales, Poaceae.
AUGCUGGCCCCGGCGCCAUACCAGGUGCCGGUGAAAGAGGACAAUGAGGAGAGCAGGAAGGCCAAAGGCAACCUCCAUUCCGAAGGUACACCAAACACCAUGUCCCGGGAGAUUAAGGCUCCCUCUUCCGAAGACAAAAGAGAAGGAGAAGCUGACAUCCUUUCUCCCCAUGGUAAGAAAAGGGCCGCCUCCGAAGUUUGGGAGGUGAUGGAUCCUAAGCGAGAGGUUGCAGGUCUGAAGCAAAAACUUGAUGUGGCAGAUGGCGACAUCACGCUUAUUAACAGGCGACUCGACGAGGCGCAAGAUAGUGCUGCCGCGGUGGAGACCCUUCGGGCUGAACUUGCCCGAGCCAAGGAGCAAGCCCGGAUGAGUAAUGUGGCUGUCAAGAAGGCAGUUGAUGAGUUAAAAGCUGGACAGGCUGCUCAUCGCCAAUGUGAGGAGAGAAUGUCUACUAUGGCGUGCAAGCUAAAGGAAGCCACUGUCCGGUGCGAAUUCCUCGAGAGGGAUAACAAAGCCAAAGCGGCCGAUCUCGACAAGGCCUUACAAGAGGCGAGAGAAGCACGAUCUGAGUCUAGAGCAGCUCAGGAAGAGAUCCGGCAAGCUGGGGAGAUAGCGGCCGUGGAAGCUUUCAUGAGCCUGCUAACAAGCUUCGAGGCUGUUACCUCCAUGACGACUGCCCACGCUACAGAGGUUGCAGGUCUGAAGCAAAAACUUGAUGUGGCGGAUGACGACAUCACGCUUAUUAACAGGCGACUCGACGAGGCGCAAGAUAGUGCUGCCGCGGUGGAGACCCUUCGGGCUGAACUUGCCCGAGCCAAGGAGCAAGCCCGGAUGAGUAAUGUGGCUGUCAAGAAGGCAGCUGAUGAGUUAAAAGCCGGACAGGCUGCUCAUCGCCAAUGUGAGGAGAGAAUGUCUACUAUGGCGUGCGAGCUAAACGAAGGCACUGUCCGGUGCGAAUUCCUCGAGAGGGAUAACAAAGCCAAAGUGGCCGAUCUCGACAAGGCCUUACAAGAGGCGAGAGAAGCAUGA